Molecule: messenger RNA, 396 nt
Organism: Lobosporangium transversale
Lineage: Eukaryota; Fungi; Mortierellomycota; Mortierellomycetes; Mortierellales; Mortierellaceae
Exons: 1
Source: RefSeq, a predicted model, not a curated record
UUCUACAUCAAGUCCAGAGCUUCUGCCCUUGUUCUUGAUGUCGAGCACGGCUUUUUCCGCGACCACACCAAGCCUGGCGCAUACCUGGAACUCAACAACCAAAAACUGUUUGCCUCUGCAAAGAGACACGCCCUCUUGGAAUUGCAACUUUGGCGCUUCGAGAACGGCUUCAUUAUCAACCGUCGUACUGGUUUGGUUCUAGAUGCCAGUGAAGGCGCUUUGAAGCCAGGCACCCGUCUUAUUCAAUGGACCCGCAAGACUGAGGACAAUGCUAACCAACAGUGGGGUGUCUCCAACGGUUUCAUUCAUUUGAAGAGUAACCCUGAUCUUGUCUUGGACGUUGACGGCGAUGGUACUCGCGAUGGAGCUCGUAUUUCGCUCAAUGAACGCAAGGAU